Molecule: messenger RNA, 10717 nt
Organism: Anopheles aquasalis
Lineage: Eukaryota; Metazoa; Arthropoda; Insecta; Diptera; Culicidae
Source: RefSeq, a predicted model, not a curated record
GGUAGUGGCUAUCCGGACCGCGAGCGUGAGACAGAGAGGCCUUCCCGUGGCCCUAGAAAGCUUCCCGCGGAUACACCUCAACGGUGACGACUCGAUAACAAACGUUAGGCUGAUAAACGCGUGUGCCGUGUAGCGUUCGUUUCAGCAAAAGUGCGCGCAAUGAAUCUGAUUACGCGUGUCGGUGGUGUUUGUGGGGCUGUACGUGUGCCUGGCUGUUGUGACAAGAUCGCAUCAUUGGGAACGGGCGCAAGUCGACGACGAGGCGCUGCACAGAGUGAUAAGUGAUAAACCACCCACUUCGCACCAUGCUCGCACCGCCACUCCGGGUUUGCGAUAACAUAUGGUAGCGAAAAAUCAGUCUUUCCGCGGCCGUGACGGUUAGAGUGUGUGAAGCACAACGGUGCCGCGGUUGGUACCGAAGCCGAAACCAAGGUCAGCAAAACAUUUUGCAGCUGAUUGUUUAGGAAAUUUCUAAUUUACCACAAAACACAUACUCCCCCACCUCCUUCUUCAUCUUCAUCGAAGAAAACUGCCUCGCCGUCGAUAUAGGCGCACGUUCUGGUCAGCACGUGAAAAGAGCGCCUCUAGAAGAUAUCCAAUAGUAGCAGCAGCAGCAGCAGCAGCAGCAGCAGGCAACAGUAGGGCAGCAACGUGUAGCGAAAGUGGAAAAACAAACGCCCAAACGGCACCCCACCCCCCGGGGGCAGCGCGAGUGUUUGUGCUCAAGUAGAAACAGCAGAAGCAACGGAAUUUGCGUGACCAACAACGACGACUGUUGGCGAGUGUAUUGCGUGUAUUUGUGCGUUCGGUGGUGUGUGCCAAUUUCACCCCCUAUUUCACCCCCCUUUUAAACCCCCUCUCGAUUGUGUGCCUGUGCUUAUAAUUGUGCAGUGUUCCGUGUGUGUCUGUGCGCCGCGUGGAUGCAAAGUGCGGCGGCGUUGUUGUGGCGUUUGUGAUGUGCGCAUGAUGAUGAAGCAGCGUGAGCCUCCGAUCGGAAGUGGGCCAUACCCGGUGGGCCUGGGGAUGGUAGCGGGUGCCGGCAUGCUAUUUUAAAUGCACUGGCCCGCAACAACGACGACGAAGGCGGCGGCCGCGAAACACGGCCAGCUAGUGCAUCGGCGGCAGCACUGGGCGCAGCAGCGACGGGGCGCUAGUGUGAUGGCUAGUGAUGGCUGCGAUGAGCGCAUCCGUAAUCAAAAGCACGAUCUUCUCCACCACGCGGGCAAGCAACAAUAGUGGCGCACGAAUAGUGAACCGCGUCAGCACACAUACACGACGGCAACUGUCUACUAGUUCGUGUUUACUGUGAAGAAGCCCCCUGCACUCCCUCCACAACGAAUUGUGCGUGCUUGUUUUGGUCCGGUGUUUUGUUUUUUUCGCGUUUUUCCUUCCAUUUUCAUUUCGUUUUCGUCGUUGUUGGUUUGGUUUGGUUCCGUGCGCCUCCAAAUGCCUACUGGUGGAAUCCGUUCGUAAGAACGCUAAAGUGUCAAAGAGAGUGUGCGAUUUGCAUUGGAUAGAGGCCACACCAGGGGUUGCCACCGGAGACCGUAGUACACAAAAGCAGUAGCAGUGGAGCGUCGAAAUAGCGCAGCGCGGAAAGCGGACAACAUUGUAUCAGAUGAAUCGCUAGGCAGCCAGGUCGCAUAUCGUCGAUCCUUCUCGAUCAUGGAUCAUCAUGGACUGUAUGCGGACAUCUCGAACAGUUUCCCGAGCCCCGGUGGUCUGCCGAGUACGAGCGUGAAGUACCAGCUUCACAAUCCACCGCAGAUCCCACCACAACCCCCACCGCCCACACUGGGAGGGGGACCACCCGCAGCCACCCGCCACCAGUUCCCGUACCAGCAUCAUUCCCAGCACCAUUCCGGGCAGCAAUCAACCGUGCCACUGCAACCGAUUGGCGGUACACCCGGAGGCUACGGUCAAGGGCAGGAUGCUGUCCACCAGCGGCAUCCGGCAGCUCAGCAUCACCAUCAACAACAACAACAACAACAAUCUUCCGAUCUUCAAUCUCGCAGUCAGCAUCCGACCCAUCGUACCGUGAAUGGUGGUGGUGUUGGUGGGCGAGUUAGUAUCGGAAGUGGUCUGUUUCCCGACGAGACAGUUGGCUUGUUUGAAUCGACCAUUAACAACACGAACACCAGCAGCAGUAGCAACAGCAGUAGCGGUAACAGUAGCAGCACGGCUACACUCGACAUCAACCUGAACAACAACAACAACAACAACACAUCCAACAGCAAUCCGACCGUCUAUAGCUCAAGCGUGACGAACUCGAGUACGACGCGCAAAUACGAAACCAACACCGGUGACAGCAUCACCUACAACAUCAACAACAUCAACACCAACAUUGUCAACAACAUUAGCGGUGGACCACAUCAUCAGCAAGCGCCGACCGUGGCCACGAUUACGAAUGGUGGCGCUACGGUUGACUUUCUCGGCGGCGCUCUAGCAACACCGCAGUACCAGGGUGGUGGUGGUGGUGGCGUUGGGACGACCACCGGUACCGGUCCCGCACUCGGUGCUAGUGGAUCGAGUAACGUUGUAGUUACUGGUGGUGGUGUGCAGGCCGUUAGCAAUCCAACGAUCAUCAACAUUAGCAAUAACAAUCACAACAUUAUGGCCCCACCAUAUCCGUACCAUGGUCCUCCCUCGUCUUAUCCAAGUGGCGCGAAGCCAACGUCAUCGACGACGGCUGCAAGCAAGUAUGGUGCGCCGGUGGUCGGUGGAACCGGGAGUACGCAGCAAGGUGGGCCAGCGGCCGGAUGGAAUGAAUACACGAGCCAUCACGAGGCCAGCGUUAUCGGGAACUUUGAGGCAAAGAACCCGAACAAAUAUCAUCACACGGCGAGCCGGAUGGGUACCAGUUACCAUCGCUACGCAACGGAGUAUGUGGCCGCUCAACAGAUGAGCCAAUCGGCACAUCACCAGCAGCACCAGAUGCAGCACCAGCAGCAACAGCAACAGCAGCAGCAGCAGCAGCAACAGCACCAGCAACAGCAAUCGAGUGGGCCACAUUACGGUGCACACGCAGGAGGCUACGGAUUGUAUCAUCCGGACGGUGUGCAGGCGACACCGAUCCACCAGCAACAGACGCAGCAGGCCGCUAGCGGAGCGCUACAUCCGGGCUACGAGCCGUAUCCGCAUAUCGUGCGGAACAAGUACCCAACGAGUGGUUCCCGAUCGACCACCAACACCGAUCUCAUGUACAACGAACGAUCUCAACGCUACCUGGCUGGUUAUCCUUCCAACGGAACCGCCUACCUUGCAUCAGGGGCUCCAGGGAGCAACUCCGCCGCUGCUGCUGCUGCCGUCGGAGGUGCUGCCGCAUCCUUCUAUCCCCAGAUGGUUCCGGGUGCAAAGGCCAUGCACCAGCCGGUCCCGGAGUAUUACGGGAGCGCGUACGUCAAGCAGCUCCACCAUGGACAUCACCCACCGAACCACACUCCGUACAUUCCACCGAACCGUAUGGCGUACGCGACGGCUGCUGUUCCGGGUCAAUCGGCCAACAGCUACUCCCAUCCUACGCAUCACUCAUCUCACCCACCAGCCCACCCUGGCCACAAGAGUGCCGCAGUGUUCGGUGUUGGUGGGUACGGAUACACCACCAACGGUGCCAGUUCCUAUGAUCCCGAUCCGUACCAUCAGCGAACGUUGGGACGGGUUCCGCUACCCCAUCCGUACGGUACGGUAAAUGAUCCGCUGCAUCAUGGAGCUGGUACCGCCGUAGGAUACGCUAGUGGACCACCAUCGGCCAACAGCUACCAUCAUCAGGCGUCAGCGAUGGGGCUGGGUGGUUACCCGAACCCGAAGCUAACGUUCAGUAAAAACCUAAACGACUUCUAUUCACCCAAUAUGGCAGCGGCCGGUAUGGUUGCGACGCAGCAGCACUACGCCUCGGGACAGCCCACGACGAUGCAACCGAACCCGGUACAUCACGGGGCACACUACGGUAUGAAGCACUACACCUCGCAAACGCAGCAUAUACCGCCCCAGAAACACACCCCACCAAGCGUUCCGACUUCGGCCAGUGGUGCGACGGUCAAACCAUCGUCGAGCUGCUUCUACGAUACACCGAACCCGGUGAUCGACGUUAACCAUCCGCUGAUCGAUCUGGAGGAGCAGAUCAACAGUGUGAAGAUCCUGAAGAAUCCACCGAUCAUGCCACCGGGCGCCGGGACCAGUGGUGGAUCGAUGUACGACUCGAACCAUCCACUGAACUACGACUGUCAGCAGAUGUACCUGAAGAAUCGGUAUCUGCACAGCAAACCGCCACCGAGCACGGCUGGGACGGUAGCGAAUGUGGCCGGGUACGGUUCGCCCAGCCAGUCGGCGAUGGCGCGCGGUAAUGUGCUUUACCAUCCGCAACACCAGCAUCUGCAGCAUUUGCACCCGGAAGCCGGACCGUACGGUGCGUACACCACGAUGGAGGAUCUUGGUUUGGGAUCGCGAAGCUUUGCGCUCGACGAUAGUCUGAAGGAUAAGAGCCUGCGGGACUAUCUGACCAGCUGGAGUGAGAUGGAAGAGGAUGAUGGAAGUGGCACGAAAGGCGGUGCGGCGAAGGAAGCGAACAACAAUGUGUCCUCGCAUGAGAACUUUGAAUCGUGCCACUAUCCCGGCGAUCCACAACCACCGGAAGUGACGCCUGUUUUGGACGAACAGAUGAACGAGUACGACACCAUCGAGGGCGGUACCGCUUCGAGUUCUCCGUUAGAAGCGGAGCAGCCGGAACCGUUGGAACCGCCAAAAGCUCAUCCAGUAGCAGCCCACACGGGUGUGAUUGUGGCGAACGUGCAGAACACGGGUGGCGGUGGUAAUCUGCCGGAUAUUUUGGUGGACAUUGAAAAACCGGCCAAACCGGGAACCGAGGAACCUGCGGUCAGCGAGAAGGAUGGAGAGAAGCUGUACAUCCUUGAGACGUACGACGUGCCCCAGUCGGAGCUGAACAAGUACAAACACCUGAGCAUCAUUAACGAGCUGCCGAAGAACGUGGUACCGAUUAAUGACAGUGCCGAUUCGCUCAAGUUCCUCGAGGAGAUCGAAUCGAACCGUGAGAAGUACUACCAAACCGAGCUUGAAUCGGAAGUGGUGUACGAGGAUCGGAAGGUUGAAGAACGGAUUAAGGAAGAGGAGGAGCGUAAAGAGGAAGCGAAAGUUGAAGCGCAUUUGCAAGCCAGCGAGCAAGAGUCUACGGUUAUAGUGGAACCAAAGCUCGAAGAAGAUGUUAAGACAGAGCCAAAGGUUGAGUCUGCCCCGGAUGCAGAGCCUUUUACCGAGGAAGAAGAAGAAGAAUCGAAACCAGAAGAAGACGUCAAGGAGAGCGAAAUGCCGGAGAAAUCUCCAAUCAACGCGAGCGAGCGGGAGAAUGAUGCUGUAGAUACCGAGCAACCAGUAGCGGAUCCAGAAGCUCCCGAAACACCCGAAGUAUGUGAACCACGAGAAGUGGUCGCCGAGAAACAACAGGAGCACACGGAGGAAGAUCCCUUCAAAGUACCCAGGUGUUUCCCGAAGUAUCGAAAACGGCGCUUCUACGAUUACGAUAUGCCCCGAUUCCCGAAGAAAGCCCGUCGAUCAAGCAUCGAAGAGUUUAUCAAUUGUGAUAUGACGAAAUUCAAAGUACAAACCGUCAGACGAAGCCCGAAAAGCUUGCAGAAUCUAUUGUUGGAUUCACUCAACUCGAAGCCGUUCCGUUACUGGGCGAAGCAGGAAUUAGCUCGGCGUCGGGAAGUGAAACAGCAAUGCGAACAACCGCAGCAACAGGAGGAACUGCAGCAACCGGAACCACAGCCACGCCAGCAGGAGCAGCAACCGGAACCACAGCCAAACCAGCAGGAGCAGCAACCGCAGGACACUCUGCUGGAUCUCUCUGCUAGCCCGGUUGCAAUGGAAUUGGAGGAAGACACUGUCGAUCAGCGAUUUGCCGCACAGCUAGUGUCAUCCACCGAGUUACCGAGUGUUCCUACGCUCCGCGAACUCUGCUACGAGCGAAUCGUAACAUCGAAUCUGUUCCUACAGCCCGACUCACUCAAAGAACUGUGCGAGAAGGCCAUCUGUGUGAACAAGCACCUUUACAUCAUCGAAGAGAUCAAGAAUGACCCACCGAGACUGCAGGAUCUGUGCAAGUCUGUGCUCAGCGAGACCAACAUCUUCAUCGACGUGACCGAUAACGAUGCUGUGUGCAUCGUCGAGAGUGACGUGGAUGGUUUGCAGUCAAUGGAUGGAACCUCCUCUGCCGAGUGUGGUGGUGGUCGAGUGUUUAUCGUCGAAGAGGAUCGUGGCUCGAUUGCGGACCUGCUGCGUAACAGUGUGCAGCUUCAGGAGGAAGAUUUGCUCGUGGUGCGCCAGGGGUCGGAAGAAGAGUGUGAAGAUCAUGAGAUCUUUCUUGCCAACCUGGGCCCAGAAGAACCUUCGCCGACAAGUGCCGUCAGCAGCGAGCGACAGGUCACGUCGGAUAGCGAGAACGAUAUCUAUCGGCGAGUGGAACAGGAGAUUGAGAAAAUGAUGCACACGAGCUCCUCGGAGGACGAGUGUGAGAUGCUAGUGCCGGAACCGGAAGUAGCUGUUGCCGAGACGGAGCUGUUUGAGUUUGAUGGCGAUACCGAGUGCAUUCAGUACGAAGAGAUCAUCCCGGUGGAUGAGGAACGUUCGCUGAAACAGCAAACAAUUCGAAUGCUGCGCGAGAAGCAUGCCCCAUAUAAUGCGGAUCGACGAAAGACCAGACUACGGUUGCUUCGUAAAUACAUUGUCCACCAACGAUACAUUCAGCUACACUCGAAAGCGGUCCCCAGAGAAAGUAUCUCUCUACGGGAGCUGAUGGAACGGAGAAGGACACUCGCUGCAUCUACGGUGGUGCUGGAGCCGGAGCAGGAGCUGGAGCCGGAGCCGGAGCCGGAGCUGGAGCCGGAGCCGGAGCCGGAGCAGGAGCAGGAGCCGGAGCCAAUCGAGCAACAGAACGAAGAUAGUAACUGUUCCACUAGCUCUAGUAGUAGCUUAUCUAGUAGUAGUAGCUCCUCCAGUAGCUCUACGAGCAGUUCAUCGUCCUCGAGUUCUUCUUCUUCUUCUUCCUCCUCCUCGUCGUCCUCGCAAUCGAGCCACAAAAGCUGUCCACCGGAAGUGGAGGAAACGAUCGUGCUGAUCGAGAGUGCAUCCGAAGAGGAACAGUUACCGGUGCGAGCUGCGAGUCCGAUCGAGACAAACAACAACAAAGUUCAGAUCCUCCUGCCAUCGUCGCCUCAUUGUGAAUCUCAAACCGAGCUCUUCAGCACAGAGCCAACAAAGUGCGUGGAGGUGAGAAGCCCUGUUCGCGCUACGCUAGUAGAUAGCAGUUACGGUUGUAGCACGAGCAGCAGCGCUAGCAACAGCCCAAGCAGUAGUAGCAGGAGCGGCAGCAGCAGCAGGGGAAGUGUAAGCCCUCCCACUAGUUCGCUGACUUCUCGCGGGACUCCAUCGACUGGUGAUCGUCUUCGAUCAGUGAUUGUGUCGCCUCGUCUUGGUGACAGCCAGAAGAAGAAAAAGAAGCUAUCGUUUGAGGAGAGUUUAAUGAGCAUCGAUCAGAUGUACCGCAAACCAUCCAGUCCCAAUGCCGUAACCGUCCGGGGAGCGGCCGCGUGCUCCAGUCCGUCUCUCGCUGCCUCGGCUCGACCCAAUGUGAUUGUCAAUGUAAACAACAAACGAGAAGUGGCGCGAAAAUUGAUCAUUCCUUCGUACAAGAUAUUCGAUCAACAAACCAGCAGCAGCAGCAACGGGAGUAGCAGCAGGAGCAGCAGGAGCAGCAGCAGCAGCAGUGGAGUAGACGAUCACCCUGAGAUGGAGGUGCAGCAUCUGAAUGGACAUCGUAAGUCGCAAUCGAUCGCGAUUACAACAUCUUCCGAUGCGCGGCAUCGGCUCGAGUCAAGGGGAAAAUCGUUGACACCUCCACGGCACAGAACAUCGAUCGGCAGCGUGUCACCACCAGCGUACAGUCGGUCCAAUUCCGAGCAAGAUCGGUCCUCCCAGCGGUCCACGCGGGGUUUGCGGGAGAAAUCACGCCAAGCCGCGCUCGUGCGUCGCCGUAGCUGUUGCUGUUCACCCCUCCGACGCUCAUCCCCGUUGACAUCACCACGAGGAAAUGGUACAACAGCAUCGCCGCCGGCAGCGGCCACAACAGCCACGCUUUUGCAGUUUAUGCAGCGGUCUUCGGUCGUCCCGUACGUGCGCCUCGAACGAAACGAUUACGUGGAAAAGCUGGCGGAAAAUUAUCAUCGUCAGCAGCAGCAGCGUAACCCAAGGCCGUCAUAGGUUCGUGACGCUCGUUCAAGAGCAAUUACCAGGUCGGCCAGAGGGGGAUCUAGCGGUGCGCAUCGUAAAGACCCGCGAUCGUCGAUCCCUAGCUUAUCCUUGUGAACCAUCCAAAAACGGGGUUUUAACGAAUGUUUGUAGAGUGUUUUUAGUUCUUUAGUUAUUCGGUAAAAAGAAAAGGUUUCUCUAAAGUUAGUUAGCGACAACGUAGGCGAAGGGCAGGCCACCAGAGUUAAGGAACGGCGGGUUCUCCACCGACCUGAUAACCGGCCCUCUUCCGCUCCACAACUUGAACUGGAGUGCAGCAGGUCCACGUGGUACCAGAGUGACGAUCGUUUACUCGGAAGGGAAGGGUCAUCCUGUUUUAUCUAUUAUCACGAGACCUCCGCAAAACAACGUACCGGCAUUUCGCUUCUUGGUUCUAUUGUUUCCCGGUUCUAUGAUCAUCCGUCUCAAAGGCACUAAAGCACCCCCCGGCAAAGUGCGUAGCUCGAAACAUCGAUUAAUCUCCUUCCCAUCAGGUGCCAUUUCCGUUGGCAAUCCAACCUCAGAUUCCUUAUUACGACCAAAGACCAACAGGGAUUAAGGGCCAAACAAACUACAAAAGGAGGUCACUUUUUCACCUUUUUGUGGUGAACUUCCCCUUCCUGGUGAGUUUUGGUGGGAUCGGAUGGUGGUGAGUUUUGGUGAGAUCGGAUGGUGGUGAGUUUGGAGCAUAAAGCCGUUUUUGAAAUGUUUCAUUUUCACCAAACUCACCAAUUUGAGGUGAAAAAGGUGCCACGUGCAUCCCGAGCCGACCUUGCACCCACAUUUUAAUGAUCUGGGCUAAAAGAAGGGAUCAUGCGCUUAGUUUCUACGAAAAAGGAUUUUCUUGAUAAGCUUGAUAAGCAGCAAACGAUUCCAGAACCAUGAAACCCAUUCCGUAUUUCCGGUGCUAUCGAGCAGCAUACCGCACCUCCGUGGAAACCUUCUCAUCAUCACGGGAUCAAGCGCUUUGGCGUACUGGAUCUUUCUUACAACCACUUCCUUGACCCGAGCUGGCGUUGUUACUGCAAGCCAAUGACCUACAGACGAUUGACCCGCCAGUCCUCUGGCUUCGCGGACCACUUAGUCCAGUCAAUACCAGAGUGCAGAGAACUAGGAUUGCGAGUUUUGCCACGAGAAACAACAAAGUACAAUGAAUUUAACAGAAACCAAUGGCGCAGACCCACAGAAAGAGGAACAGAGGAGCCUAGUAUCACUCAUCUAGUCAGGAAGCACUAUGUGGGCCGUUCAGGAGCGUUUAGAUGAGAGCGAGAGAGAGGGUGGAUUUUCGAUCUUUAGGUCUGCUGUCCGAGGACACAGGCUUGCAAAGCGGUUCAAGGGAUUAAUUAAGGAGCUAAUUAGGAAUGUUAAGUAUUACUUUAACCCACCAUAGUUGUAGGGUUAAAGCACCAGACCGGAUAGCGGCACGGGGGGCUUACGUGUUUGAGAAAAUCACGAAUAGUUUUAAAAAUGGUUUUACUACAUUAUUUUAUUCACGCAGAACGAUAUGAUUUCCAGGCAGAUUUUAGCAAAAGUCUUGUGCAAAUAUUGGUUAAGCUAUGUGUGUUAUCGCCGCAAAAAACGGAUAGAUUUCGAAUAGACGUUUAUCGUUUUAGCUUUUCGCGGCCUCCAAAUGCUACAGGAACCGAACUGCAAACUAUAACGUAAAUUAUUGAAGAAAACAUGUCAGUGCCUUCAGGUGUUAAUGGAGACGAGAGUAGAGAGCAAAAAGAAUGAAAUGCACUAUACGGCAGCCGACGUAGUGCGUAUAUUUCGAGCAGGAAAUCACUACAAAAAAAUCCCAUACCAAAUACAGCAGAUAAUCACACGCGAACCACGCGCGCGGUGGUAGGUUACUUUAUGCGCUAGGAGCUUGUCUGUAGGAGCAUAAACUUAAAUGUAGUUCUUAGUCACACACCGACACACACCCACAAACACUGUGCAACAAUAAAUAUAUGGGCAAAAGGGUAGCACGCACCGUGUCAGAGAGGCAGGUAUUUUACAGCAUUUUAUAAAAGACACUUUAAAUGUAAACCCUCGAUGGGCGGGUAGUAGUGGGAGCAACAGACAGUAGCACACAUCACAGCACGUCUGGCGUGGCGUUUGAGAGUGUCAUUGUGCACGAGUGUUUUAGCGGAUGUUUGGGAACAGAAAACGGAGUCUAUCGUUCUCGAUUCUCCCUCAGCGCAUCAACUAAACCCCCUCCCAACCCCGGUAGAGCAUAAUAGGGAGACUAUUAUCCUUUCAAGGAAAGUUAUUAAGCCGUAGUUCGUGAUGCGUGUUGUGAAAAGGGGAAACCGUUUGUGUUUUAUCGCGUUUUGCUAGCGUGGCCGAUUGUGUAAUUCGAUGUAAAGCGAACGAUUUGUGUGUUACAGGAAAAAACAAAUGGGAGUUAAUAAAGUGUAAGCUGUUUUUGAAUGUU